UAUGACUCAAUGUGUGAUUCUUUAAUGAUAUUAGCUUGUGGAUAAUAGACUGCAGCCAUUUCUCAGUGGAGUUGAAAUGAAAGAGGACGUGUACAGGGAAUGGAACAUAGCUGGGAGCUAGAUGGUUGCAGAGAAGGAUGCUUUUAAGUGCUAGUUACACAGCACAUUCUGAGGUCAGAUAUAUAUAAAACCUUGUAUUCAAUAGAGAAGACACAAUACUGGUACCAUUGAGAUAUAGUAUAUAUACAAAUCACACAUGGAUUUUAAUCUUGGGAGAUAACCCUGUGGUUCAAGCAUUGGAGGUAAAACUGCUGUCUCUCACACAGGAAAGGAAGUCCAGUCUCAUUACAGGAUAGAAAACACUUGGGUCUACAUAGGAGCUAUAAUAGUGCCAUUCAGGUUCAGUGUAUUUAUACUGGGGAUAGAUAGCAGUGUGUGUGUGCUGUACAUUUAGAAUCAUCAUGAUUAGAACAGGGGGUGUACUCAACCCAGACAGGCCAAAGAGGACCUCUGCAAGUUUCCGAAAAGAAGGAGACAAUGCAGCUGUGUCAAAUUCUACGGGCGCUGCAUCGGGGAAUCUCAGUUCGGCCAGUUUUAGCUCAAGGCGUGAUUUUGCCAACCGGUUUGCCCGUGGAAUUACAGAUUCUGACCACACUGGUGGUCUCAAGGAUAGAGACACAACUAAAGGGGGCACUGUCAAUCCCUCGGGGACUGGAGUCGGUGGUUAUUCUAGGAAGGAUUUUAUAAAUCGAUUCAGAAAUGCUGAGGAUGGUCACCAAAAGGAGAAGGAUUCUUCUACCACCAAAGAUGGCCUCCACUCAACUUCGGCUCAUAUUUCUGUUGGAUCACACGUUCAGAGUCGUUUUGGUGGAAGCGGAGGUGUUACCGCCACCAGGGGGACGUAUGUUCCUAGGAGUAACCGCGCGGGGAGCACCGAGUCAACGUCAAGUGCUACUUCCGAGAGUGAAGAGUUGCACAAAGAUGAAAAUAAAGAGGGACUGUCCAAGCGAGAAGCUUUCUUCAAGAAUGAGCCCCCAACAGCAAAGUUCGACCCUACAACGAGAGACAAACUAGAUCACAAGAUGGACAAAGAGAAAGAAAAUGGACACCCAGAAACUUCAGGGAAAGCACCCAAGGAGUUGGACGGUUAUGUUGGUUUUGCUAACCUCCCAAACCAAGUGUACAGGAAAUCAGUGAAGAGGGGUUUUGAGUUUACUCUUAUGGUAGUUGGCCAGUCUGGUUUAGGCAAGUCCACCCUCAUCAACACCUUAUUCCUCACAGACCUCUACAGCGCAGACUACCCAGGGCCCUCCUACAGGAUAAAGAAAACAGUGCAGGUUGAGACAACGCAGGUCCUACUGAAGGAGGGAGGUGUCCAGUUACGUCUCACAGUGGUGGACACCCCUGGGUUUGGGGAUGCAGUGGACAACAGUAACUGUUGGCAGCCAGUAACAGACUACAUAGACAGUAAAUAUGAAGAAUACCUGAAUGCGGAAUCCAGGGUGAAUAGAAAAACCAUGCCUGAUAACAGAGUGCACUGCUGUCUGUAUUUUAUAACCCCAUCAGGACAUGGCUUGAAGCCAUUAGAUGUUGAAUUCAUGAAACGCCUCCACGAUAAAGUAAACAUCAUUCCAAUGAUUGCCAAGGCUGACACAAUGACUCCAGAUGAAUGUAGAGAGUUCAAGAAAACAAUCCUGAAUGAAAUUGCUCAGCACAAGAUCAAAAUUUACGAGUUCCCAGAAUGUGACGAUGAGGAAGAAAAUAAGUUGCAGAAAAAACUCAAGGAUCGAGUUCCAUUUGCAGUUGUGGGCAGCAAUACAUUGGUAAGCGUAGGAGGGAAAACGGUGCGAGCAAGGCAGUACCCAUGGGGUAUUGUGGAAGUGGAGAACUUGGAACACAAUGACUUCCUGGCCCUGAGAAAUAUGUUGGUCAGGACACAUCUCCAUGACUUGAAGGAUGUCACAAACAAUGUUCAUUACGAAAAUUACCGCUAUAACAAACUGGCUUCCGUGGCAACCAAGGGCAAAGAGAAGGCUGUUGGAUCAAAGGAACUAAACUUAGAAACAGCUGAAGAUGAAGAUUCAGGCGAAAAGUAUUACUCAGUUUUCUUUUCCCUUCAUAAAUAUGGCAUAUAAACUUCAACGUUAUCCUGUAGAGUUAUGGGAAAAUUAUAAUGAAGAACCCAAUUACCCUUCCUCCUGUUGAAUAUUAAUGGUGAUAAACUUCUUAAUGGGAUACAUAGAGGGAAAUAUGUAAACUGGCUUAGUUUCCCUUACAUA
This is a messenger RNA of Lingula anatina, 2279 nucleotides long. Its product is annotated as septin-7. The record is from RefSeq and is a predicted model, not a curated record. Gene Ontology annotation, cellular component: septin complex. NCBI's taxonomy places the organism in Eukaryota, Metazoa, Brachiopoda, Lingulata, Lingulida, Lingulidae. Gene Ontology annotation, molecular function: GTP binding.